This is a messenger RNA of Morchella sextelata, 174 nucleotides long. RefSeq lists its product as uncharacterized. NCBI's taxonomy places the organism in Eukaryota, Fungi, Ascomycota, Pezizomycetes, Pezizales, Morchellaceae. The transcript has 2 exons. The annotation marks the transcript as partial. The record is from RefSeq and is a predicted model, not a curated record.
AUGAGCAGAAGAGAGCUGGCACAGGAGCUGGAAGCGAAGUGGGCACUGGUGCUUGCAGAGAAGCGGGCACUGGAGCUUGCAGAGAAGUGGGCACUGGAGCUGGAAGCGAAGUGGGCACUGGUGCUUGCAGAGAAGCGGGCACUGGAGCUUGCAGAGAAGUGGGCACUGGAGCUG